Messenger RNA from Williopsis jadinii, 1850 nucleotides. Its product is annotated as type II protein arginine methyltransferase. Gene Ontology annotation, molecular function: protein-arginine omega-N symmetric methyltransferase activity. Bases 17 to 1504 code for a protein of 495 amino acids. The transcript has a single exon. The record is from RefSeq and is a predicted model, not a curated record. Lineage: Eukaryota; Fungi; Ascomycota; Saccharomycetes; Phaffomycetales; Wickerhamomycetaceae. Gene Ontology annotation, cellular component: mitochondrion.
GCAAUAGAAGCGAACAAUGAGGCCGUUGGUGUUGAGAAGGUGCUUGUCCACUAAACACGACUUCUCUGUGACGCCGACAACGUUCAAUUACAGGCUUCCCUCCAGGGACUACCCGUAUGACUGUGUUCUAUCACCGUUUUCCCCAUUUACACCGGUGUUUUCGAACUUGUCAACACACCCGUUGGACAAGAGCACCCCGUCGCAGUUCUUCGACUCCUUCCCGUUGACCAACUCGCAUAGGCUGAAGAAGAACGAUCAGAGACCAACCAAGGUGAAGAUGCUUGCGUCUGAUUUCAUCGAGGACUCGCUGUAUAACCCGAACUACGGGUACUUCCCUACACAGGCCGAGAUCUUCCAGACGGAGAAGCCGUUUGACUACUCAAAGCUGAAAGACAGCGACGAGUUCAUGGACAAAUGGCAGGAGCAAUACUCUCGGUACUCUGGUAAUGGUGCCCAGCUUCAGCUCUGGCACACGCCGACGGAGUUGUUCCAGCCCUUCUACGGUGAGGCCAUUGCGCGCUACCUCCUUGUGAACUACAAGCUGAACUUGUACCCGUACGCAGACCUCAUAAUCUACGAAAUCGGUGGUGGUAACGGUACCCUCAUGAUGAACAUCCUGGAUUAUAUCAAGAAGAACGACCCAGACGUGUAUUCGCGUACCAAGUACCGGAUCAUCGAGAUCACCAAGCCGUUGAGUGAGAAGCAGAAGCUGAGAUCAUUGCACAGGAAGCUGAGUUCAAAGGGACACUCUCCAGAUGCCGUUCAGAUCAUCAACAAGUCCAUACUGGACUGGGAUGAGGUUGUCCCUGAGCCUUGUUUUGUCAUUGGAAUGGAAGUGCUGGAUAACUUGUCCCAUGAUGUCGUCAAGUAUGACGUCCAUACGGGUAAACCGUACCAGGGCUAUGUUGUUAUCGAUGCAAAGGGUGACUUCCACCAGUUCUUUACCGAUGAGCUGGAGGAAUGGACAAAGCUUUACCUCGAAUUGAGAGGUAACCACCAUUUACAGUCUUCGCCUUGGAAGAUGCUUUUGAACGAUGAACAAAUACACCCGUUGAACUCAUUACCUGUGAUUCCAAAGUUGCAAAACUACCUUUCACCGUUUAAGAACUCAUUGACAGAGUCUGAAUUCGUGCCAACAAGUCUCUUGAAACUAUUUAACGUGCUGUCAACGUUUUUCCCGGAGCAUCAACUACUGCUGGCAGACUUUGACUCCCUCUCUGAAACUUCAAGAGGCUUCAAUGCUCCAGUGGUUCAAACCAUGCUUGACUCGAAGAUGGCGACUGCAUCUACCUUCAUGGUUCACCAGGGGUACUUCGAUAUCAUGUUCCCAACGGACUUCAAGGUUUCCAAGGACAUCUACGUUCAAAUGACAGGGAAACUUGUUGAAACUACCAAGCACGAGGAGUUCCUCAAUACUUGGGGCGAUGUUGAAGCAACAAGGACCAAGAACGGUGAAAACUUGAUGUUGGAGCUGUACCAGAAUGCUGCUUUCUUGCAUUCAUGACGCUGUAUAUAUAUUUAUUUAACCGUUCAUUUACAUGUAUUUAUUAUCACUGGGAACCCGGUUCCAAUGUUGAUGCUUAGCACACUUAUCAACACCAUCAUUGGCCUACUUCUUCAGUCGUGCUGCCUUCUCAAUGUGAUACGGAGUGGAGGGUAUUCAAUAGCAUGUGCUGGCCAUUGGCGCAAUGCUGGUGUGUCUUGAAAUGCUUUAAAUGAUGGCCUGGUGGGCUCUAUUGGCAGUGAAGAGCUUCCCUCCCAAUGACAUGAGGGCCAUCUUCACGCCUACUACGAGCCACUCUGGGCUGAUCGAACGACAUUGGAGCACCAGAAGGGUCCACUGGUGAGUC